Molecule: messenger RNA, 5311 nt
Organism: Sinocyclocheilus grahami
Lineage: Eukaryota; Metazoa; Chordata; Actinopteri; Cypriniformes; Cyprinidae
Product: semaphorin-6D-like
Exons: 21
Coding region: 443-3652 (1069 amino acids)
Biological process (GO): semaphorin-plexin signaling pathway; neural crest cell migration; positive regulation of cell migration
Cellular component (GO): plasma membrane
Molecular function (GO): semaphorin receptor binding; chemorepellent activity
Source: RefSeq, a predicted model, not a curated record
UGUCUACUGUGUGUGCCAAAGGGUGCUCCGCUCUUACCAAUGCGAUUAAUGAACACAACGAACCAAUUGAGGGAACACUAAACAAACAACCUGCUUUUCCUUUUCGUCUGUGUUUUAAUACGGACGAGCUUCGCGUCUGCAAGGAAUCAUCCCUUUGCACGAGCACAAAGGAAAAUUAAAAAGGCAAGCAAAGGUCUGUUGUGGAAUGUCACAACUUCCUUAAGCGAUCCAGCACUUUACCCUCAGCUUAAUCACCUGACUGCGGUCCUGCUGUCUGAUUGGAUCCAAUUUUGAGGAUCUCGAGUGAAAAUCUCCAACUAAGCUUGUGAACACCAGUGAGAGCCGAAGCGUUUCCUCCACUGCUCAUCUCCUGAAAGGACAACAGUGGUGAUCAGUCUGCUCUGGGUCAUGCUGUGUGGCUGACUUCUAUGCUCUAGCUGAAAUGAGGUUGGUGAUUUUGGGGUCGCGGCCCCUCUUGGCCUUGACCCUCACGCUUACCCUCACCUGCCUAAAACAUCUGUGCCAUGGUGCGACACCCUUUCCUCAGGACCUGGAGCCCAUCAGCACCGUCGGUAGUGAACGCACCUACCUGUACCCCAGUUUCCAGGGGAACAUGUCAGAUAACGACACCGCCAGACUGGGGCUGGAUUUUCAGAGGAUGCUGCGGAUUAACCACAUGGUCUACAUUGCUGCGAGAGAUCACGUUUUUGCCAUUAACCUCAGCGCUUCAGCGGAGCGUAUCGUCCCCCAACAGAAACUGACAUGGAAGACAAAGGAUGUGGAGAAAUGCACAGUCAGGGGGAAAAACAGCGAUGAGUGUUACAACUACAUCAAAGUGCUGGUGCCACAUAACGAUGAAACUCUCUUUGCGUGUGGAACCAAUGCGUUCAACCCCACAUGUCGCAACUACAAGAUGUCUUCUCUGGAACAGGAUGGAGAGGAGGUGGUCGGUCAAGCCCGUUGCCCUUUCGAAUCCCGCCAGUCCAACGUUGGCCUGUUUGCCGGCGGUGACUUUUAUUCAGCCACAAUGACAGAUUUUCUAGCAAGUGAUGCAGUGAUUUACCGAAGUUUAGGAGAAAGCAGUCCUGUCCUGCGUACUGUAAAAUACGACUCAAAAUGGCUACGAGAGCCUCAUUUUCUUCAUGCCAUUGAGUACGGGAACUACAUCUACUUCUUUCUCAGCGAGAUUGCAGUAGAGUACACCACCCUUGGCAAGGUGGUGUUCUCUCGGGUCGCUCGCGUGUGUAAGAAUGAUAACGGUGGCUCUCCAAGGGUUCUAGAGCGCUACUGGACGUCUUUCCUGAAAGCCCGGUUAAACUGUUCGGUUCCGGGUGAUUCAUUUUUCUACUUUGACGUUCUUCAGUCAUUAACCAAUGUCAUGCAGAUCAACCACAGGCCUGCGGUUUUAGGCGUCUUUACCACUCAAGCCAACAGUAUCACCGGUUCUGCUGUAUGUGCAUUCUACAUGGAUGACAUAGAGAAAGUGUUUAAUGGGAAGUUUAAGGAGCAGCGAAACAGCGAGUCAGCCUGGACGCCAGUUCCUGAUGAAAUAGUGCCCAAACCACGGCCAGGGUCCUGUGCUGGUGACGGCCCUGCUGCUGGUUAUAAGUCCUCCACAGAUUUCCCUGAUGAAACUCUUACAUUCAUUAAGUCUUAUCCACUAAUGGAUGAGGCCAUACCGUCUGUCAACAACCGACCCUGCUUCACACGAACCACCAGCAGGUUCAAGCUGACCCAGAUAGCUGUGGACACAGCAGCUGGCCCAUAUAAGAACUACACGGUUCUGUUUCUGGGUUCAGAAAACGGACGAGUCCUGAAGAUUCUCGCCAGCAUGCACCCAAACUCCACCUACAGCACGCAGGUUUUGGAGGACAUAGAUGUUUACAACCCCAACAAGUGUGAUGUGCGUGGUGAGGACCGGAGGAUUCUGGGAUUGGAGUUGGACAAGGAUCAUCAUGCUCUGUUUGUGGCGUUCUCAAGUUGCGUGAUCCGCGUUCCACUCAGUCGCUGUUCUGACUAUGGCAUCUGCAAAAAGAGCUGUCUGUCCUCACGAGACCCUUACUGCAUCUGGCUGAGUGCGGGGAACUGUGCCACAGUGGCGCCGGGAUUCAAGUCUGGAUUUGAGCAGUAUGUAGAGAGUGGAUAUCCUCAGUACCCAGACAGCUGUCAUGAUGUCUUGGCCACGACUCGCAAGCAGAACCCUGCGGUGGACUCGGCGUACGGAAAGACCUCACCCACAAGCGCCAGCACAACCAAUCAGGGGCCAGCUCUGCCUAAAGUCAAGGGUGUCUCUGAGACAGGUACCCGCCCCGAGGAGGGGAGGCGGGGAGGGCAGGGUUCUCCUGACUUGAAGCCAGGCAGUGUGGAGAUGGAGGGAGUGCGCCGACCCCCUGAGGUAGAUAAGUCCAACCACAGUGUUCACUACACUCUGCUCAUUGCGUGUGUUCUGGUGGCGUUUGUCCUGGGAGCUUUCCUCUCCGGAUUCCUUGUGUCCUGUUACUGCAACCACAACGUGAACAAGACCAAAAGGCUGUCGAAAGAUCCAGAAGCACCAAUCCCACAUGCUCUAUCCCUGCGCAGCCUGGCCAAGCUAAACGGCUUGCUGGAGAGCCAAAACAAAGACGAGAAGCUGGAGGUAUCUUCACCCAAACUCUACAACUCUUUCUUUGCGAAUGGAAAAGAGCAGGCGCAUCGCAGGAAUGCCCAUCAUGCUGCCAUGACAGAACUCAUUCACCCACAUCAUCACCACUCUGCAGAGCUCUCUGGCCUUCCCACGCCUGAUUCGACGCCAGAGCUCCCGAUCAAGAGUAUGAAGGCCUUCAAGAACCAAUGGGAGAAGAAUCAAAACUGCAAUAAUGCUAAAGAACCCAAGUCCCAUAACAUGGGAGCAUCUCGGCCAACCACUGGAAUGCAGCAUCAGAUUUUCCCCUUCUCCCAAGGACUGACCAACGGACAAGUACUAGGUAGCUCAGCACACAUGGAGGAACGCAAAGUCCACAAUGUGGAGCGUGUGGCAAGCCAGCCAUAUCACUGCUACCCACACAAGAUUGUGGAUGUCACCUCACUCGACGAGCUUCUGAAACACAUCCACGAAAUCAAUGUGGCUACAGGCAAGAGUCCCACUGUCCUCACCUCGUCAAUGUCAGCCAACACCGGUCAGAUGGUGUUCGCAAACCGCAUACAGCCGCAGAUCCCGGAAACAGAGUCUGCACCGUACUACAGUUCCUCCACGCUUCCUCGGGACAGUCUAACUCGCCGCAUGGAUGUCCCACCAGAGAUUCCUCCCCAUCAUCAAUCUACUCUAGAGAGAGUGUCCCGUCACCCGUCUCAACGGCACUCUUUGAUAACCACUCCCAAGAUGCCCAGCGGGGGCGUGGUGCCACGGCAACACAGCUUCAACCAGCGCAGCGCCCAUCAGCCCCUCCUGCUCUCUCGAAUGAACUCGAACGGCAGCAGUUCGGGUUGCGACGUACGGCACCCACUCAUCCCUAACGGAUACCUAACUCGCCAACAUAGCUACAGCGAGCAGCCAGAAGUCGUCCGUGGAGCUAUUGUCCGUCGGACAGCCUCGCUCAAGCCCGACGUCCCGCCCAAACCGCUGUUCAUCCCUGCUAGCUCGCCUGUCAACCAGGCAGGGAAGUUCAACUACUGAACGAUGGAGAAGAAAAGCCUGUGGUUUUUCGUAAAAAGGCUACUCGACCUCUCAGAACUGAUUGUAAUCAUGAACAAUUAAAAGACUGGAUGAAUAACUUGCCUUUAUGGGAAACAAAUCCUCUGGAGAUUGGCUGCCAGUGUUGUUGACUUUACAUUUGAACUAUGACUUGUUUUUCUCUGUUUCAUGAAUAUAUUUGUACCAUAUUGGUAUUGCUCAGCUAUUGGCCAUUAGGAGAGGAGGAGUUACAGGAGUCCACCUAGAUUUAGGCUGCCACAGUGAUAAGUGUGUGGCUUUACGGUGUUACUUUGGACGGUCUAGACAGGUGUCACUGAUCCAAAACUCUGUACCUGAACUUUUAUCUGAACAAGUGUGUACACACCUUGUUUGAUAUUCUGAUCUUUCUUGCUUUGGCUUAACUAUUCUGUUGAUGUAGAGUUGAUGAACUGUGCUGAUUCCAAUUAGAAAUGUGUAUAUAUGCAUGCGUGUGUGCGUGUGUGUGUAUAUAUAUAUAUAUAUAAAUAUAUAUGUAUGUGUGUGUACAUAUACAUACCCAGUGUAUGUAUCUAGAUUACUGAAAUGGUUUAGCCCCCUCAAGUUCCUUCGCCUUAUUUUGAAAGCAGAUGUGCUGUUGAAAUGCCCACACAACUUGAAGUGAUCUCUGUAAAAUCCAUAAGCAAUAAUCUCCACCCCAUUCUGUCCACUCCAGUGUAAUGCAGUUAUAACAACUCAAACUCAAUAAAGUUUAAAUUCAGAUUAAAUAUGGCUAGAGAAACAGUACAUCUGAACGCUCGGGCCCAAGUGAGGUGAAUCAGUCUUAGUGUUAUAAAGGAGAUGUAUGUAUAUACCUAAGAAGAAUCUAUUAUUUGUCUAUACGCUCCAGAAUCAGUGUGAGGUGCUCCAGUAUUUAACCUUUGUCUCCUCUGUUAAAAUCAUUCAAUUGGUGAAAGUGAAUCCAAAUUUUUAAAUCUCUUACAUUGGAAACAUCAAACACUGUGUCCAAUCCAGGUGUGAUAAACCGAUAAAGCUAUCUCUUCUAUGUAAAUCUUAAGUUUUUGUCUUGAACCAUCCAUGACCACUUUGUGUUCUAUUAUAUAUAGCUCCACCCACAGUGAAAUCUGAUUGGUCUAAACUUCUGCUCCAUAAACAUCAUUGGCUCUGCCAUGAAGCAGUUUGACACACUGAAACAGGUCGCACCUGGAUAGGACACGGCAUAAGAGUCCAGAACAAAAAGAUUUCUUACUCUUGUCCUGAGUUAUUCCUAUAUUGUGUUAAAAUGUAUCGAUAUUAACACUAAAACUGUUUUGUGUAAAUAGAUGAACAAUAACUAGCCAAAUUUUAAUUGUUUGUGUAAAUUUGUGCCUUAUUUAAUAUGAUGUGUUAAGGGGGGCGGCAGAGUGGGAGAGGGGACAUAAGGAAAGGGCAGAGAGGCCGUCAUUUAUCUUUUUAUUUUUAAUAUUUGUAUUUUUUUUAAGCUUGGUUGUCUGUAUGUCAUAACUGUUGUAGAUAUAUAUUUCUAGAUACUUUUGAUAUCCCCAGGCUGUGACGCUUUUGCAUUUUGGAACAGCAUCUACAUAGUUUUCCCUCCAAAGAGACAUCUAUCCAUCUAUCUAUCUGUCAUCUAUCCAUCUAUCUAUCUAGCUAUCGUUCUACCACUCU